Messenger RNA from Stegodyphus dumicola, 3582 nucleotides. RefSeq lists its product as uncharacterized. Gene Ontology annotation, molecular function: ATP binding; single-stranded DNA helicase activity; single-stranded DNA binding. Gene Ontology annotation, biological process: double-strand break repair via homologous recombination. NCBI's taxonomy places the organism in Eukaryota, Metazoa, Arthropoda, Arachnida, Araneae, Eresidae. The record is from RefSeq and is a predicted model, not a curated record. Gene Ontology annotation, cellular component: MCM complex; nucleus.
CUUUUUUUUUCAUUGAUGCACAAGAGGAAAAAAGGUCCAUUGAUCAUUCUUUCAAAUAAUUUUAACAAAAUUUAUAAAGAACAUAUACAUGCUCGUCUCAUUGCUCUCCCCAGUUUACCUGAACUGUAUAAAACAACUCUUCCAAAUUGCAAUGAUGUUGGACAAUUUAUGUGCAUAAAUGGAACUGUUAUACGGGCAUCUGCUCCAAAAAUGAUUGAAUACCGGAAGUCCUGGAGAUGUACCAAAUGUAAACAUCAAUUUGUCAUUGAUGCUUGUGUGGAAAAAGGUUACAUUUGUGAGAAACCAUUAGCAUGUCCAAAUCCUGAAUGGUGUAAUGGAAAAAAUUUCAUAUGUAUGAAUACAGAUAUAAGCACAAAAUUUUGUAAGGAUUACCAAGAAAUAAAAGUGCAAGAGCAAGUUCAAAAUUUGGCGAUUGGUUCUGUUCCUAGAUCAAUAUGGGUAAUACUUGAGGAAGAUCUUGUAGAAACUUGUCAUCCUGGUAAUGAUGUAAAUGUAAGUGGGCUUUUAAUUCAGAGAUGGAAGCCUUUGAGGCAAGGAAACUGUCUUGAUGUUGAUUUGGUAUUGCUUGGCCAUAAUGUUGAAGUAAAGAACAAAAUGUCUUCAGGAGUAAUUUGUAAAGACACUGCUGAAGAAUUUGGUCAGUUUUGGUUGGAAAAUGCAAAAGAUCCAUUGAAAGGCAGAAAUUUUAUAUUAGCUUCUAUAUGCCCACAAGUAUUUGGCUUGUAUAUUGUAAAAUUAGCAGUUGCAUUAGUACAAGCUGGAGGUGUAGUGAAAACAGAUGAAAAUUCCCGAAUUAGGGGUGAUUCCCAUCUAUUAUUAGUUGGUGAUCCAGGUACUGCAAAAUCACAGUUUUUAAAAUUUGCAUCAAAAGUUUCUGCGCGAUCUGUUUUGACAUCUGGCAUUGGAACAACAAACGCUGGAUUGACUGUAUCAGCAGUGAAAGAAAGUGGGAGAUGGCAGUUAGAGGCUGGUGCUCUUGUUUUAGCAGAUGGAGGUAUGUGUUGCAUAGAUGAAUUUAACAAUAUUAAAGAGCAAGAUAAAACAUGUAUUCAUGAAGCAAUGGAACAGCAAACAAUCAGUGUGGCAAAGGCUGGCCUGGUUUGCACUCUGAGCACUAGAUGUUCAAUUCUUGCGGCUACUAAUCCAAAAGGAAAAUAUGAUAAAAACCUGAGUUUGCCUGAAAAUACGGCUCUGGGAAGUCCAUUAUUAAGUCGAUUUGAUAUUAUUUUAGUGUUGUUAGAUACAUUUGAUAGAAAUUGGGAUGAAAUGGUUUCAUCUUACAUUUUGAAUGGGAAAAAUAUUUUAGCAGGAACAAAUACUGAUUCUUUGUGGUCAGUUACAAAAAUGAAAAGUUAUUUCUCUUUAAUCCGGUACAUAAAUCCAAGAAUAACACCAGAGUGUGAAAAAGUACUUCAAACUUAUUAUAAAAGACAAAGAGCUUUAGAGGGAAGAAGUGCUGCACGUACCACACCUAGAUUGUUGCAAAGUCUCAUACGCUUAGCUGAAGGACAUGCUAAGCUCAUGUGUGAUGAAGUUUUAGUCAUUGAUGCUGUAUAUGCUAUUAUUUUAAUGGAAUCUUCAAUGCUGAGUUUUUCCAUUCUUGAAGGAAUGAGUCCUCUUCAUACUACAUUUCCCAAUAACCCUGAAGCUGAAUUUGAAGACAAAGCUAGGACAAUCUUGAGAAUUUUACAACUAGAUGAAUUACUGAGUAUUUCAAAGAAUUACAAACAAUUUUACCAAGACUUUAAUGUAAAAAGAUUGUUACUGAAAAUUUCUUCAGUUUUCAAUUCAACAAAAUUAUCUUAUUUGUUUGAUAGAAAUAAUGAAGAGGACUUAAUUAAAGGCAUGGGAAUUUACAAUGAAAGUUGUUCAGCUUAUUUUGACAAUGGUGAUAUUGACAGAUCUGGAAAUGCUGAUUUUAAUUUUGAAAGUAUUAAAUUAUUAAAAGGUGAUGGAUUACAUAGUACAGUUGAGCAAGAAACAAAAAAUCUUAAUGAGAAUGUGUAUAAUUCAUCACUCUUGGAUAAAAUAAAAGAGAAUAAAGCUUUAUUUACUCUUGAAAAUGGUAAAGAAUGUAAGAAUCUGCAUAAAAAUACAGGUGUGGCACAGAAUUCAGAGCAACUGAGAAAUGAAAUUUCCACUUUAUCAGAUUUAAAUAAUUUUUAUGAUGGUGAUCUUGAAGCAUCUAAUUUAGAAGUUGGCCAUUUUCAAGAUGAUCAUGUGCAUGUAAAUGCUAAAAAUAUUUCUUUGAAAGUAACAAAUUUUAGAGAAACUAAUGAAAAAAAUAUGUUUAAUUUAAAUUCAUCCAAUCAAAUUAAUGCUUGUGAUAAAUUAGCAAACAGCUCUUUUGAAGCUGAUUCUAUGAUGUCUAACCAGUUGGACGAAAAUUUACCUUGCGAUACAUUAAUAUCAACAAAAAAAGAAAAAAUAAAUAUCUUUAAAAAAUUUGCAUUCAAGAAAAAUUCCAAAACUUUAUUAGGCCCAAAUACAUUUGAAUGUUUGAAAGAUAAACCAGCAUGUGAAAAUAUUCAUUCUGUCCAUGCUAAUUUGUGUUAUGAAAGUUUACAAUCUUCUAAAUCAGUUGUGGUCGAAAAAGAUAAAAUCACUAAAAAAGAUUUAAGAUUGAAUAACUCAAUAGGAAGGAAGAGAAAAUCUACUGAUUUGGAUCCCUGUAAUGAAAUUUCUAAUUCAUCUUCAGGUAUAGGAAUGUCAUCAGAUUCUUUAGUUGCAUGUGUUGGCAUUCCUAAGAUGGCAACUAACAAUUCAGAGCAAAAAGAAAAUUUUCAGAAACCUUCUUUCCUAAAUGAGAUUAAAUCUGGAGCUAAAAAUCAGGCAUUGAAUACAAUUGAACCAAUUAAUAAUAAAUCUAAUUUAUCAAAUUUUCAAAUGGCAAAUCUUCAUAAAGACAAUAAAAAGACUUUAAUUACGCCUUCUGUGAUAGCAAGUCAUAGUCCAAAGCCUAGUAUUUCAGCUAGAAAAUCAUCUCAAUCAGUAUUUAGGAAGAUAUUUUGCAGUUCUUUGACACAAGAUAACUUUGAUUUUGAUUUAGAUGAUAUUUAAGUCUUGUUUUUUGUUGUAUAUUUUUAAAUGAAUCUUAUUUAUAAUACCCAGAGUAUGCAAUAUAGUUCUGUACCUAUAUUUUUGGAAGUUUAUUACUUCCAAAAUUCAAUUUGUGCUCUUUUUAGCAGAUAUUUGUUAACAAAAACAUAAAUUCAGUUUUUGUCAUUUUGUUCAGUUGCUUUUUCAGAAUUAAAUCCUUAUUAUUUCCUUUAUUGGCAUUUAUACAUGAAAUAUGUAAAAUGUAUUUUCAUGUAACAUAUUAAUGAUAUCUGUAUUUCAGCAGUUAAGCAUUUAACCUUACUUUUCAAUCAUGUAACUAACUCAUUUACGUAACUUUGUAAAUGGAGAAAGUCAUGUCUGUGGCAUCGUUCUUAAAGGAUGCCACACAUAUGACUUUGAAACGUUGAUCUUUCCUAAAGGUAGAAUUGUUUUAGCUUAGCAUUCUCAUAGACUGGUAUAUCUUUCAGAUGUAUUUUCAAAAUAAAAUGAAUUAAACCUGUC